This is a messenger RNA of Aureobasidium melanogenum CBS 110374, 1137 nucleotides long. Its product is annotated as NAD(P)-binding protein. The record is from RefSeq and is a predicted model, not a curated record. Gene Ontology annotation, molecular function: nucleotide binding. NCBI's taxonomy places the organism in Eukaryota, Fungi, Ascomycota, Dothideomycetes, Dothideales, Saccotheciaceae. Bases 1 to 1137 code for a protein of 378 amino acids. The transcript has 4 exons.
AUGUCCAAAUUCACGCUACGCUGGGGUAUUCUCGCAACAGGAGGUAUCGCCGAGAGUUUCUCGAGAGACCUGACUGUCAACCCCGAAACUCGCAACGUCAAGGAUAUCCAGCAUGAGAUUGUUGCCGCAGCCAGCUCCAGCAGUGCCGACCGCGCCAGCGAAUUCCUGAAGAAGGUUGGCGCUCCGUCUUCAGCAAAGGGUUAUGGAUCAUAUGAAGAGCUGGUUGCCGACAAGAAUGUCGAUAUCAUCUAUGUCGCCACACCUCACUCGCACCACUACCAGAAUGCCAUGCUCUGUCUCGAGGCUGGCAAGAAUGUCCUCUGUGAGAAGGCCUUUACUGUCAAUGCUGCUCAGGCAAAGAAGCUGGCAGAAAAGGCAAAGGAGAAGAACUUGUUCCUGAUGGAGGCUGUGUGGACAAGAUACUUCCCUCUGUCAAUCUAUGUUCGCGAUGUCAUUACUUCCGGCAAGAUUGGAAAAGUCCACCGUACCUUUGCCGAUCUCUCCAUUGGCGCUCAGCCCGAGGAAGCCUUCGACAACUCGCACCGCAUGGUCAACCCCGACUUGGCCGGAGGUGCCCUUCUCGAUCUCGGCAUCUAUGCCUUGACCUGGGUCUUCCAAACCCUCUACCACACUCAACCCGAGUCCGCACGCAAGGCUCCCACUGUUGUCUCUUCGCUCAAGAAGUACCCCACUGGUGCCGACGAGAUGACCACUAUGCUGCUCACAUUCCCCCGCUCUCAAGAGCUCGGCGGUGACGCUCAUGGUAUUGCCACCACCGCUAUGCGCACAACUCCCGACCCAGACGGCAAAGGCAGCGCUGGCCCAGCCAUCCGCGUCCAAGGCGACAAGGGCGAAGUCCAAGUCUUCCACCCAGCCUUCCGCCCCACAAAGACCAAGCUCGUCCUCUCCGACGGCACUGUAGAAGAGAACGAAUUCAACCCUGAGGGCGAGGGUCACGGUAUGUUCUGGGAGGCUGAUGAGUGUGCGUUUGCCAUCAAGGAAGGUAGAAAGGAGGGCAAGUACGAGGGCUUGCAGGAGAGUAUCGUGAUCAUGGAGGUUAUGGAUGAAGUGCGCAAGCAGAACGGCAUGACCUACCCUGAGAAGAUUGAGACGACCAAAUACCCUACUCAGCUGUAA